Molecule: messenger RNA, 594 nt
Organism: Paramecium tetraurelia
Lineage: Eukaryota; Ciliophora; Oligohymenophorea; Peniculida; Parameciidae
Exons: 3
Source: RefSeq, a predicted model, not a curated record
AUGAACUAUUUCAAAAAGGUUUUGAGUGGAUCAAAUGUACUGUGUAUUCAAAUUGUGCAAAUAUUUUCCAUUUAUACUUCAAAAUAAUAUCGUCGCAUGCACUUUGAACAAGUAAUAAACACGAGACAUCCUUAAACAAAUACUUGCUAAAUUUCUACAAUAAAAACAGUAAUAACAAGAUUUACAAAAGUGAUCAAUAUUGGAAGCAAGUACAACUUAAAAUUAAAUAGCUACAUAGUUUUUUUGUCUUACUAUGAUUAUUCCAUAGUUGAUAAGAUUAGCUUCAGUGGUGAAGGAAACAAUACUAGUCCACAAGAAGCACUGGUUUACCAAGUGAAAAGCGGAAGUUAACAUUUAGUUCAUGCAGAGAAAAAUUAUGACUACCAUGUUAUGCAAGUGUUAUAUGUGGUAUAAGAAUUAAAUACAGAGGCCAUCAAAACAUGCCAAAUUCAGUAGUUAAAGUCAAUAUAUAAGAUUAUGAGUUUAAUACUGAAGCAUUCCUAUGGCUGUCACAUAAUACAAAAAAUGACUCCUAACAAGAACAAUUUUAUUCUUGUGUAACAAGAGAUAGUUGUAAGUCUUGCUGAACCUUGA